This is a messenger RNA of Falco peregrinus (peregrine falcon), 8297 nucleotides long. It is a transcript of the gene PARD3B, whose product is annotated as par-3 family cell polarity regulator beta. NCBI's taxonomy places the organism in Eukaryota, Metazoa, Chordata, Aves, Falconiformes, Falconidae. Gene Ontology annotation, cellular component: apical junction complex; apical plasma membrane; adherens junction. The transcript has 23 exons. Gene Ontology annotation, biological process: establishment of centrosome localization; cell adhesion; establishment or maintenance of epithelial cell apical/basal polarity. Gene Ontology annotation, molecular function: phosphatidylinositol binding; protein binding. Bases 287 to 3892 code for a protein of 1201 amino acids. The record is from RefSeq and is a predicted model, not a curated record.
CGCCGGGCGGGGAGGGGCGGGCACAGCGGCCCGCCGCGGCGGAAGGAGCCCGCCGGCCGCAGCCCGGCUCCCGGCGCUGCCCGCGCGCGGUGAGGCGCAGCCCCCGCGGCUCCGCGCACCUGCCGGGCCGCCCCCCCGCCGCGGGCCCGGGCACAGGCACCUGCCGGCGCCGCCCGCCGGGCCUCCCGCACCUGCGCCACCCCCCUGCCGGGCCGGGCCGGGCCGGGCCGGGCCGUGCGGCGGCGGCCGCCGUUUCUCGGCGGGCAGGGCAUGGCGGUGCGCUGAGAUGAAAGUGACCGUGUGCUUCGGGCGGACGGGGAUCGUGGUGCCCUGCAAGGACGGGCAGCUCCGCGUGCGGGACCUGACCCAGCAGGCCCUGCAGCGCUACCGCAAGGCCCAGGAGAAGGAUCCAACUUCCUGGGUAAAUAUUCACCACCUGGAAUAUACAGAUGGAGGAAUUCUGGACCCAGAUGAUGUGCUGGCAGAUGUUGUGGAAGACAAAGAUAAGCUGAUUGCUGUUUAUGAUGAGGAAGAAACUCAGCGUAAGACUGAUGGCACCAAUGGCAAUUUGACAGACAGAAAUAGCCCAGGCUCUUUUGAGACCGAGGUAGCGGCUCAGCUAGCAGCCUUUCAGCCAGUUGGUGGUGAGAUUGAAGUGACUCCUUCUGCCCUAAAACUGGGCACGCCACUUCUAGUACGAAGGAGCAGUGAUCCAGCUUUGGGCCCACCUACUGACUUCCACCGAAGUGCUUCUCAUCCCAGUGACCACAGUCUCAAGCGUGUUGUGGCAGGUGCUUCCCAGGUAUCCUUUCAGGAUGCGGAGAUGAACCUCACUGGCCCCACAGAACUGUUGUUGGCUCAGAGGACCUGGCUCCCUAUCAGUGAAAUGACAAAAACAGUGGAGAUUUCUGGGGAAGGUGGACCCUUGGGAAUACAUGUAGUGCCCUUUUUUUCAUCUUUGAGUGGAAGGAUGCUGGGACUCUUCAUCCGUGGUAUUGAAGAAAAUAGCAGAUCGAGGCGUGAUGGACUUUUCCAUGAAAAUGAAUGCAUUGUGAAGAUUAACCAUGUGGACCUUACAGAUAAAACCUUUGCACAGGCUCAGGACAUCUUCCGUCAGGCAAUGAAAUUUCAAAGUGUCAUCUUGGAAGUCCUCCCUCCAUGCAAUCGAGAACAAUAUGAGAAGUCUGCUAUUGCUCCUCUUUGUUUUCUGGAUAAUGAAGAAGGAGUUCCAAAAAUAAAGAUUCCACCUCCUGUUCAUCCAAAACCUGCUCUGAAAACAAUUAAUCUUUCUGGAGCAAGCACCCUGGAGUCAGGGGUACAGGCAACACUACAACAAACUAAGAGCCCCAACCUCACACGUCUGGGUAGAAAAUCAUCUUCUCCCUCGCUGUCUCCCCUUCUGGGCUUUGGCAAUAAAAAAAAUGCAAAGAAAAUAAAAAUAGACCUGAAAAAAGGUCCAGAAGGACUUGGAUUCACUGUGGUUACCAGAGACUCUUCAGUACAUGGUCCUGGUCCAAUUUUUGUGAAGAAUAUUUUACCAAAAGGUGCAGCAGUAAAAGAUGGUCGUUUGCAGUCAGGAGACAGAAUCCUGGAGGUGAAUGGACGAGACUUCACUGGCAGGACCCAGGAAGAGCUCGUAGCUGUGCUGAGGAGCACAAAGCAAGGGGAAACUGUCUGUCUGAUUGUGGCUCGUCAGGAGGAAGCCUUUCUACCUCGAGAGCUGAAAGGAGAGCCAAACUGCAGCAUUCUUUCUCCAGAAACCACAGAGCAGUUGACCUUUGAGAUUCCUUUGAACGAUUCUGGCUCUGCGGGACUUGGUGUGAGCUUAAAAGGCAACAAAUCUCGGGAGACUGGAGCUGAUCUUGGGAUUUUCAUCAAAUCUGUUAUUCAUGGAGGUGCUGCUUUUAAGGAUGGUCGUUUGCGAGUAAAUGAUCAGCUUGUUGCAGUAAAUGGGGAGUCACUUCUGGGCAAGUCAAAUCAUGAGGCUAUGGAAACACUGAGACGCUCCAUGUCCAUGGAGGGGAACAUUCGAGGGAGGAUCCAGCUGGUAGUUCUCCGGAGAAUAGAGGUGCAGACGGAGGAGCGCUCAGACCAGGGAGUCUUUCAAAAAUCAGCCUGUGACAGGAGUCAUAACUUUGCAGCUGCUUCCCAACGCAAUGAUACUGUUCUUCAGCAGUUUGUAACAUGCAGUCCUCAAGAAAGAAUAAAAGAGUUGCCAGUGUCUGAUCGUGGCAGUGGUGAAAAUGAAACCCCUCCACCUCUCCCACCUCAUCCCAGUGAGGAUCUGCUGAAUGAGGAUUAUAAUCAUAGCCCUAUCAUAAAUUCAGCAGUGCAUUUAACAGAUCAGCACAUCAACUUCAGAUCUUUGACACCAGCCAAGCAGUCUGAAUCAAUUAAUCUGAAAGCCUCCAAAAGCAUGGAUCUGGUGGCAGAUGAAAGCAAAGUUGGUUUGUUGGCCGGACACAAAUCGGACUCUCCUGGCAAAGAUUUUGGUCCUACUCUGGGAUUGAAGAAGUCCAGUUCUCUUGAGAGUCUUCAGACUGCUGUGGCUGAAGUUAGGAAGAAUGAACUCCCUUUUCACAGACCCAGGCCUCACGUGGUCCGUGGUCGGGGGUGUAAUGAGAGUUUCCGAGCUGCCAUUGACAAGUCCUAUGAUGGACCUGAAUACGGAGAAGAGGAUGGUUUCUCUGAUAAGAGCUCUCACUCUGGUCAAGAAGCUCAGAACAUGGAAUCUGCCCCUUCAGGGAACCCUGAAAUAGAAGAUGCAGAAACCAAAGCAAAAAAAGACAAAAAAAAUAGAGAGAAAGAAAAGAAAAAGGAAAAGGGCAAAUCUAAAAACAAAGAGAAGAAAAGGAAGGAAGAAAACGAAGAUCCAGAAAAGAAAAAGAAGAAAGGCUUUGGUGUCAUGUUGAGAUUUGGAAAGAAAAAAGAAGAUAAAAGUGGGAAAACAGAUCAGAAGGGGAAUCCAAAGCAAGACGUGCUUAAAGAGGAGGAGCUGGAGAAAAUGAAAGAUGAACGUGAAAGGAUUGGUGCAAAGCAUCAAGAGUUACGGCAAAAGCAGCUGAGAGGCCUGAGUGAUUAUUCUACUGGUCCUGGAGGACCUGACAUUGAUGAUGAUGAGGUGGAUCCAAAUUACGCCAGAGUAAACCACUUCCGAGAGAUUUAUCCUGCAGCAAGCAUCUACAGGCCAUCAUCACCAGCAGUAGCAGAAACCUUUGUAUAUCCACAUGAUUCUUCUUCCGCACCAAUGGAGAGGGAGCACUUGGAAGGACUGUAUGCAAAAAUAAACAAGCAGCACUACCCACAGACUCCAGGUGACAGUGGCUGCGCAGGUGGUGGGAAUGCUGAUCGUAUCCAGAAGUUACGGAAGGAGUACCAUCAGGCCAGGCGAGAAGGCUUACCUUUCUACGAGGACGAUGAAGGAAGAACACAGCCAUCUGAUUAUGACCAGCAUUGGGUGCCUGGAAAAGGACCAGAUGGGAGCUCAUACAGUCUUCACUUUGAGGGGAUGGAAAGGCAGUAUGCAUCCUUACCCAGGCGUGGACCUGCAGAGCCACUGGAAUAUUUAACAGGGCCACGAGUAAUAUACAAAGAGAGAGAUCUUCCCUACUACCAAGGAGGACAGCCUGUUGUCCACCCGUCUAAGGGGAACUACAUGCGUGUGCCAGACACAAGAGUGGCAGAAUUGCGGUACCCCCAGUACUAUCCAGCCCAGCCUGUCACAAACCAGCAUAAAGGACCCCUCCGGCAGGAUGUGCCACCUUCCCCUCCUCAGUCCCACCGAGCACCAGCUUACAAUGAAAUUGUCCGACACCGUGGGACCAGUCCAGACCAGUACCAGUACAGACAGCAGGAUCCCAGGCAGAAGAACCCCAUGACUGCAGCUGUAUAGCCACACACUGGACUGGCCAGCACAGCCCAGGAGGAAUCCCGUUGGACAUCGUCCUUGUAAAGUUGUUCCCAAGCGUAGCUGCCUGUAAGAAUGGCACACGAGACCUGGAGUCGUUCUUACUGAGCUGGGCUCAGCGUAGGUGCUUUCUAACAGGCAAUAUAAAGCCACAUGAGGUACGAUGUGUUUUGAGUAUGUGAGGUACAGACAGUUGAGUAUUUUGUAAUUCCUUUUAAAAAUAGAAAGUGGCUGCUAGAAAUGAAGCGCAACACUUAAUACACCUCAGGGCUAUUAACCGAAUCCAGUUACACCUAUACAGUACGUAGCUGUCUGUAUAAGGGCAGAGUUUACUUCAGAGUGCUGUUGAAGAGCUUUUAAGCGAGAACGCAGCAUGCAGUACGGACCUCGUGCAAAGCCGGGGAUCUUGUGUAAUCCAGUGUGUGAUCAUGAGUUGACAAGGGACUGCUGCGAAGGUAGCAGCCACAUUCCAGGCAUGUUCAGACCAGCAGCUCUGUGCUUUAAGGAUGCUGCAGUUCCACAUUUGUAAUCUGGCCUCUGUCUUCCUCUUUCUGUUUGGUGGUGCCAGCAUUUAUCUUGUAGCCUUCAUUUUUUGCAGUUUGUGUAGCGAGCUUCUCCUCUUACUGCACCUACUGCGUUUGGAGUAAGGCGUGAAGUUUUAGCUGCCGUGCUUGGGCAGGCUCACAGAGGACAAGGCAGCCGCCCACCUAAGUGUGUGUCUCUAGAUGUGCGUGUGUGUGCGCUUGUGAGUGUUUCUUAGUGCGCACUCUUUAAACGUAAACCUCGGAGAUCAGAUCCUCAGCUGCUGCCAAUGUGUCGCUCUCGGGGUUUCAGUGGAGCUGGCCUAUAAGAAGUGGCUGAGGCAGUGACCGCGGGCACGGACUCCGUAAUUCGUAUUAAGUUCCUGUAUCAGGUCUUGCCUUGGCUCCGGCAGGGCAGCCCCUUCCUGGCCGGGGCUGUGGCGCAGUGCCUGCCGGCAGCGUGCCCUGCCCUCGCCAGCCUGCCGCCGCACCAAGGCACCUGUCGGUGCGGGGGCCACCCUCGGUGCCCCCAGUGAAGCUCAGCCUCAGGCAGUGCCAGGCCAGUGCCAAGUGCCAAACUACUCGAGUUCCUGCAGCCAGGGGCCAGCAGGGAAAGGGGGUUUUCACAGCAAGGGGUGAGGGAAAAGGCAAGGGAAAGCAACAGGGAGGGCUUCAAGACCCUGGGGCCCAGAAGGAAGAGGAGGGAACAGCUGUUUGUAGCAAGUUGUUUGCAGCAUUGCGUAGGAAGAGAUGUGCGGAUGGGGAGAGGGGGCCAGCAGCGCAGCAGGGCUGGGGGGACAGGGCAGUGCUGUAUGUGCCUGGCCCUUUGCCCUGCGCAGCCUGAGUUUGCUCUGCAGCCAGCCAGCCUGGGAGGAGGUCAGAAACAUGUGGGACCUGUGCUACCUGGCCUAACAGCACUGUGGAUGCUCAGAGAUUUGUCUCAAGGAUUUUGUCACAGAGAAACCUUACAGACUUGCCACCUAGAAGUAUAUUUUGUGAAGUUUUCAAGUGUCCUUAAUUCCUCUACUUCUGCCUUUUGGGGAGUGUUGUUAAACUGUUUGGGCUUCUCUCUUCAUCAGGAGAAACUGGCCUGGCCCAGGAUUAAGCACAAGAGUUUCUUUGAUGUCUUUUUGACACCUUUGGUAUGCAACAGAUUAAAUCACAUAGGUCACUUCCCAGGUAUUAAAUACCACGAGGAAGGUUUGUCCUUCUAGGAGCGUGUCCCUUUACUAGAUACCCCUGGGAAAAGGGCUCGUUAGAGUAAGAGGUCUGGAAGGUGCAGGGCAGGGUGGGUCUGUGCACUGCUGCUUUCCAGGGGCCACCCCAAGCAGAUGAUGGCCCUGAUGAGAAGCAGCAUUUAAUCCCAGGCAACGUUUCUGCUGCUAAUGCUGUUGAGAGACUGGCAUAACCCUGAGGCACGGGAGCACGUGCAGCUGCCAGGCUGGCCAGCAGGCUCUAUCCUUUGCUUUCACACUGAUCUCUACCCAUCAGCGGGACUGGGAAGCAGGGAAGAGGAGACAGCUUUGGGGUGGUGGAGGAACAUCUCCGUGAUUCAGAUACAGGGCUGGACUCCCUGGGGCAGGGGCAGACACAGCUCUGAAUCCAGUCAGGAAGAAGCAUUGGUGGGAGGGAGGGAGAGGAAUGCACAGAUUAUGAAGCAACUGCAUUCGGUUCUUGUUCCAUUUCUUUCUGCCCUCUUCCCUAGUAAUGUAAGAGGGAAAAACCUCUGGAGGGAGGGUUGGAUGUAAAGCUGGAUGUCUCUUGGUACCCUCCAUAAAUAAGGCACAUUCCCUGAGGAAACUCAUCCUGUCGUGUACGUGCUGUACACAGCCUUGUACUUCUCUCAAAGAGUUUUAGAUGCUGUAGGAUAUUCAGCUAGGACUUGGCAGCCACAGGGUAGCCACUGGAGUUAUGAAGGCCCGCUGAAAGUGAAGCAAAAACAAAUUAAAAUACUUUCCCUCCUUGAAAUAUAACCCCUGAUACAUUUGAUCCAGCUGUAAAGAAACUAAUAUGGUUGCGACAGUGGCUUUAUCAAGCCAGGCCACAAUUAAGAACAGCUCUGAAUAUAAGCUACUGCCUUUAUAAAUCACUCUCAACUAACCCUUCAAAUGGCAUCACAGCACAGUGAACAGAACUUAUUUACAGUAUUUCAAGAGCCAGGGCCAAAUAAAAUCUGGAUGGAAACAGCUCCUGGGUUAUUUAUAGCCUUUGAAGGACCUGCACGAUUGUCUCCCUGUAACCUGAAUCUCUCCUUAAGACCUCCCCUUGACUGCAUCGGCUCCACUCAGUUGAGGCGGACAGAUCAAACGAACACCUUCUGAGCUGUUAAUCUUACCCAACAGGUUAUUAAAUGAUGCUUCUGCUGUUAGACCAGUACAGAGCUUCUUCCAAAAAAAAAAAAUAAAUGCUACAAGUAUAAUAUAUGGAUGCAUCCUACAGGUGAGGAGCUAAGGAGGAAGAACAGUCUGACCUAGCUAGGGGAACAAGACCAAAAAGUAUUACGGAGCACCUCAUCAAUCUCUGGUGCCAUUGUUCUGGGAGAAAAUUGCCAUUUGCUGGUUUAAUAUCUGGUAGAGGUAUGGUAUUUUCAAAAGUAUGAUGUGUAACUACAGUAUAUAUAGUCAGCUUCUCUGCAGUGUAAAAUGUAUGAUUUUAGCACCAUAUUGUGGAAAAAUAUGUACCGUGCAGAAUUCACGAGGUGCUACAACUGACGGUUGAAAAUACACACUUGCAAAAUCCAAAAGAGCCGUUAAGUAACAAGUUGUUCUUUUCCCCAUAUGUCCAUAUGUUUGGGAAAAUUAUGAGUCUGAAAAGCUCUUGACAUGUAAUUGCCUCGCACUCCCUCAUCCAAAAUGUGCCAGUCCAGCAGCAAAGUUACUGACGUAGCUGGUGUGAAGGGAGAGUUUGGGUUUGCCACCAGAGCAGCGUGCCGUGAGUGUGCGUGUGAACAGGAGUCAAGACAAGGGGGAGAGGGGCCCGCUUUCACGUGAAGCUGGAAGCUUUGAUUUCCUGAGCUGGUGGCAUGCAGCCUGCAUCUCUGGCUCUGGCACAGGGCCAGCCGGGCCCAGCAGUUGAAAGAUUAAGAGAUAGAAAAAGAGCCUGUGGAUUUUCUGAGUGACCACCCACUAGUGAGCCAUGAUCUUGGCCCGUGAGCAGACGUUACCACUGUGAUAUAUUAAGAUGCAGAAGUCUCUAGGCACCCCUCAAAUGCAUAAAGAGAUAUCAGUUGCCCUUUGUGGAGGGAAAAAAAAAGGGGGUAGGGAACUAAGCAUUAAAAAAAAAAAAAAGGCUCCUGCCUUGAAAAAGUGCAUGCAGCCCUGAAUUCUAAUUCACUCCAGCUUCCUGAUCUAGAAAUAGCUUCACAUGCUGCCUAAUUUUUUUACAGAUGAAUUGUGCUACCUCCUCCUCCCAGCCAUCACAGAUUUGUUUAUCAGAGAGUUAGUGCUGUGAGUGAAUCCUACUGACUGCUCUGCCAGGGCCGCAUCCUGACGCUGCACUGAGCAGGGACUGCUUUGCACUUCCAAAAGGCCCUACACCUGUGCUCUGUCACAGCUGUUCUGCAGAGUCUCUUAAGCCUUGCAUGCAAAAUCGGAAGCGCUAUUUGCUAUCUCUGCAUAGAAAAAAAGGCUUUAUAAGACACUAUUCUGUUAUUGCGAGGGAGAGAGAGGUGUUUGUGAUCCUGGCAAUACCUGUGUGUUUAAGUGAAACUGAUUUGAAAAUUGCGUGUGAUUGUCUUGGGGGAGAAAUUCAACACACAAUUUGAAAAGUUUUUUCUAGUACCACAUCAAAGAUUUUGAUCUUUUGUUACAUAUGGCUAUAUAAAUUUUACCUGUUUUAUUUUGCAUUAAAAUAAAGGCUUUAAGACUAUA